Messenger RNA from Cylas formicarius (sweet potato weevil), 1425 nucleotides. RefSeq lists its product as uncharacterized. The transcript has 4 exons. Lineage: Eukaryota; Metazoa; Arthropoda; Insecta; Coleoptera; Brentidae. The coding region runs from base 129 to 1073 and encodes 314 amino acids. The record is from RefSeq and is a predicted model, not a curated record.
GCGGAAGUCGUCUUGAAGAGCUUCUCCACCUUCACCUUGUGAAAGCUUUUAAAUUCGGAGCCGCGCUUGGAUCCUCUGCCAAUUCUGUUGCUGCAUUCCAACCAAGUGUUACGGAUACGUUUUUUAAGAUGAAAAAAUUUCUGCUGAUUUGUCACCUAAUAGUAGCGGCCCAUUCCGCUGGUCAGGGUAAAAAAAUCAGCUUAGAAAAUAUUGAUGAUUACUCGGCAACCAACAGAGCUUCGAAUACUCUUCAAACAAAACCAAACAAUCAAGUGUCUUCGCCAACUAAAUUCGGAUUCGUUCCAACCAGAACGGCAGAAUCUUACGCAGCUACUCAACCAAAGCAAACUUUUUUUCAAGAUUCGAUAAGGGUGAAACAACCCGGCUCAAAUUAUCAACUCCAGCAAUAUAAACUGCCUAAUAAAUAUGCCGCGAACAUAGACUAUUCGCAAGAUUACUCUAACGUUCAGCAACAUGCUCCCCAACAGCCUCAGCAAUAUCCAUACCUACAGCCAGAUUUAGGUUUCCAGCAGUACCAGAAGCCUGCGCCGCAACAAUACGAGCAAACUUCUCAGGUUUACCAACAACCUGCUCAGCAUUACCAACAGUACGAGAACGUACAUUAUUUGACAGAGAAUUCAUUAUCUCAAUCCGACAACCAACAGUAUUACCCUCAAGUUCCACAGUAUUAUUACGUACAACAGUACCAAGCUCCCACGACUGCCGUGGAAACUGUUGUUGAUCCCAAAGCCGGUGUUCAAUACGUCAUGUACUUACCAGCUUCAUCAGAGUACUCCCCAAAUGCAAUUCAGAAUGAUCAGAAAUACCAAGACGUCUAUUCUGAUUACCAUCAGAUUCCUGCAAUCAGCGUGAAGUACACAGUAGCAAAUCCCAAGAAAUAUACCACAAUAUCAAGCAGCCAAAAGCACAUUCAACCGUCAAAAGUUCGGAAUCAAAAGCAGCAGGAGUACAUAAUCAAAAGGGAGCCUAAGAGUUUGUUGGAUUCCUACAUACCUUCAGCUGUACAGCUGAGGUAUUUGGAGCAAUCUAGACAGAAUAAGAAGUACAACUAAUAAAAUAAGACUUGUAAUAAUUUUAAGCUAAUUCUAAUUAAUUUUGUAUUAAAGAGUGCCUUUCUGAUGCAUUGUAUAGUAAUCAUGAGCGUCAGCUUGUGGAAUUUAUUUUUUUGUUGUUCGUUGACAGUUGCUUAACAAUAUCGGUCCUGUUGGCCAGUCAGAAAAUUGAUUUUGUUAUUGCUGUUCGCGUUUUAUUUAUUUUUAUAAUAUUUUGAAUAUACGUUUAAUCUGCUAAGUUGGGUAUUACUAUUGGGGUCACAUUAUUACACCCCAUAUAGUACAAUAGGCGUUACAUAUAUUACGAUUUAUCAACUGAUAAAUUGGAUAGGACGCGCUGUAAAUGCUAGAU